GUUUUGACAUUUUACACUUUUUAACUUUAUAAACAAUAUUAUUAUACAUUUUAUUUGAAUUCAAAUCAAAAAAACAAUUGGAUGUACCUUUAUAGUUUGAUGGAACUUAAUCACUUUUUUUUAUUAUACAAUACAUACCUCCCCGAAAAGACAAGUGUUUAUGAAUUUAAAUAAUAUUCGCAACUUACUAAUAGACAUAAACCAAGUUUACCAUUUUUAUUUUUUGAGUUAUCAAGACUCAUACUUACGGCUAUAAGUCUUUGUUUUUCAAAAUAAUCACAGGUGAUUUGGUUAAUGUAAAUUAAAUAAUAAAAAUGGCGAUACUUGAAAUACCAAUAGAAAUGCUAAAGAAAUCCAAGAAAAGAAAAAGUAAGGAAAGAUUGCGUGAAAUUAUAAAGAAACAAAGAUUAUCAUCGCAUAAAACAGGGCUUGGAUGUAACUGUAUAAGGCUGAAAUGUUUUCAUAAUGUUAAAGAAGAAGAUAGAAAAGUGUUAAUAAGAUAUUUUAACUCUCUAUCCAGCAAGGAUGCUCAAGGUUCGUAUCUUGCAAGUUUAAUAACUUUAAAUAACGUUUCAAGAAGAAGACCACGAAACAUUAAUUCAAAAGGUUAUAAUAGCAGUUACACAUAUAAACUUUUUAUUACAAAUCACGAGAUAUUUGCGAGUUCGUUUGUUUAUGUUUGUUUUUCUGCGUUUAUUUCAAUCUUUGGCAUAAAGAAGGGAAGAUUGGAGACCAUUAAAAGAAGCCUUUUAACUACAGGUCACUUUCCCCAUGAUAAAAGAGGUGAACACAAGAAUCAGUAUAACAAUUUUACUCCUCAACUAAAAAAUAAAAUAUGUGAUCACAUUUCUUCUUUCAGAGGUAGAGAGUCCCACUACUCUCAAAAAAAAACUAGGCGACUAUAUCUUCCUCAAGAAUUAAAUAUAACCAAGAUGUAUGACUUGUUUAAAAUCAAGUGUGCAAAUGAUAAAUUGUCAUAUGAAUCUUAUCGCAACAUAUUUAACACUAGUUUUAACAUUUCUUUUGGGUACCCUAGGACUGACACAUGUUCAAAAUGUGAUGAGUUUAAAAUUAAAACUGAUGCAAUAAAAAUUGAACUAUCUUUUAAUUCAGAAUGUACAAAGCCUGAACAACAAUUGCAUGAGCUUGAGUUACUGAAAAAACAGCACCACAAAGAUGCAGAAACAUUUUAUGUCAGGAAAAGAAAUUACAAAGUACAAAUUUGAGGCAAUUGCUUUUGAUUUCCAAAAAAAUCUUAACUUACCAAAUCAAUCAACCAACGACUUUUACUACAAACGAAAAUUAGCAUUUUAUUCAUUUAAUAUUCACGUGCUUUCAAGUAAUAAAGUUUAUUUGUAUUGUUAUGAUGAAACUAUAGCUAAAAAAGGGGCUGAUGAGGUAACUUCGAUGUUAUAUGAUUUUUUUAUAAAACAUUUAGACAAAGAAAUUCGAUCUGUAGAGCUAUUUUGUGAUUCAUGUGGUGGCCAAAACAAAAACUAUACAUUAGUUCGUUUUAUGGAUUUUCUUGUACAUGAAAAAAAAAGGUUUGACUAUAUUAAAGUUACAUUUCCAGAACGUGGUCAUUCUUUUAUGGAAUGUGAUAAAGAUAUGGAAUUAAUUAAUUGCAAAACACCCACUAGUGAUCCAUCAGAUUGGAUUAAAACAUUCAAAAAUGCUUGUGAAAACCCCACUCCGUUUCAUGUUAUAGAAUUAACGCAAGGUAUGGUUAAAAGUAUAACUGAUUUUAUAAGACCAUUUUAUAAGAAUAAAUGUCCAAUUCCAACACGUCCUCUUUGUGAAAUUUGUUUCAGAGGAGACUCAAGUGGCAUUGUAUUUCAUCGUGAUUUGUGGAAUGGAUUAUUGUUGAAAACUAAUUUAAAAAAUAAUAGGAAGAACACUAUAAAUAGUGAGAUCCCCAUUCUGUAUAAUGCAAAACUUUGCAUCUCUGUAGCAAAGUACAGAGAUUUACAAGUAUUAAAAAGGUUUACAUCGAAUGCUCAGUUUUACGAUUCUUUGCCAUACAAUCAGGAGGUUAUUGAGACAAUUCAUGAAAUUAUUGAUUCUGAAAAUAAAGAGUAAAUAGACUUCUUUUUUGAUUUAAAGUUUGUUUUUAGUUAUUUUUUUCUUAGUGUUUUUUGAAAAAAUCUAUAAUCUUUAAUGUUUCUUCUUUGCACUUAAUAUACAACAAUUUAUAUAAUUAAUAAUCCCAAGGUAUUGAAUAUAUCUUUUGACUAUUAGUCAGGGUAUGAAAAUAAAAAUUCAGAUCAAAUAAAUUCUGAGUUGUUUGAAAACCUAUAAAGUUUUAAAUCCCCUUUAUUAUCAGGAAAGAAACUUUGCAUUAAAUAACUUUUUGCUCACAGUUUUGUGACACCUAUAUAGGUAUAGUUAUAUAGGUAUUUAAUAGGUUAAC
Molecule: messenger RNA, 2410 nt
Organism: Hydra vulgaris (swiftwater hydra)
Lineage: Eukaryota; Metazoa; Cnidaria; Hydrozoa; Anthoathecata; Hydridae
Source: RefSeq, a predicted model, not a curated record